This is a messenger RNA of Talaromyces amestolkiae, 1245 nucleotides long. RefSeq lists its product as uncharacterized. The record is from RefSeq and is a predicted model, not a curated record. The transcript has 4 exons. Gene Ontology annotation, molecular function: zinc ion binding; oxidoreductase activity. NCBI's taxonomy places the organism in Eukaryota, Fungi, Ascomycota, Eurotiomycetes, Eurotiales, Trichocomaceae. Bases 1 to 1245 code for a protein of 414 amino acids.
AUGAUGGCGGAGACACAAGAGCCCAUCUCCACGCCACAAUAUAAGCCUCAUCCAACAGAGACUAUGAAAGCAGCCCUAUGGAUGGGUCGACGACAGAUCGAAAUCGCCGAGGUUGCCAAACCUUCCAUCACCGAACCAGCCGAUGCUAUCGUUCGAAUUACCCAUACCACGAUUUGCGGCUCGGACCUCUACAUAUAUGAAGGCGAUCUAGACAGGUCCAUGGAGAAAGGCAGGAUUGUGGGCCAUGAGGCUAUUGGCUUUGUGGAGAAGAUUGGGAGCGCCGUGAAUCGUCUCAAGGUCGGCGAUCGGGUUAUUAUCCUGCCCAUCAUUGCCUGUGGACAUUGCCGGUACUGCGAAAACCAACAAUUUGCAUUAUGUGAUACCACCAACGGGUCCAAGGAGAUGGAGAACAAGUACGGCUAUCGACUUUCGGGUAUCCUCGGAUCUUCAGAACUGAUGGGAGGAUAUUCCGGCGAUCAAGCCGAGUAUUGUCGCGUACCAAACGCAGAUUUGACUUGCAUAAAAGCACCCAAUGAUAUCUCUCCGAAGAAGCUCUUGGGUUUGGCAGAUGCCACAACGUCUGCUUGGCACGGAUGUGAAUUAGCCGAAGUUGGGAAAGGCGAUAUUGUAGGUGUUUGGGGCUGCGGAGCCGUGGGUUUGUCAAUCCAGCGCCUUGCAAAGUUGCGUGGAGCUAGUAGAGUAUUUGCAGUCGACAAAGACCAAACUAGAUUACAGAUUGCGAAGAGCUUUGGCAUGACCCCGGUCGAUGUGGUGGCACAUCCCAAUGUGUCCGACUACAUUCUGUCGAUCCAGCCUCACGGGCUAGAUUGUGGUAUAGAAGCCAGCGGGUUCCGUAGCAUCAACACGCCAAAGCAUGCGGCAAUGCGGUAUAUGAAAGCCGAGUCUGACAGUGGCGAUACUGUUCAUGCAGUCCUGAAAGCUACUCGCAAAGGGGGGCACAUUGCACUGAUUGGUGACUUCUUCUGUGGCACCAAUGACUUUCCUAUCGGAAUGCUUAUGGAAAAAGGAAUUACCGUAAGAGGCGGGCAAAAUUUCGGUCCAAAGUACUACCCACAUUUGCUUAACCUCGUGAUUGAGGAGAAAUACGAUCCUUCAUGGAUGUUUACGUACGAUGAUGAGUUUGAGAACAUUAGCGAGGAUUAUCGACUAUUCGCUCGACAUCAGAUUCCUGGCGGACUCAAAGUCUGUCUAACAACAAAAUAUGGUCGUCAAAAGUAUGGAUAA